Prunus armeniaca (apricot) is the source of this 771-nucleotide messenger RNA. The record is from the annotation of a GenBank genome assembly. Lineage: Eukaryota; Viridiplantae; Streptophyta; Magnoliopsida; Rosales; Rosaceae.
AUGGCGACUAUGACCAAAGCUGAGCUUCCUUUGUUGGUUUUGUUCCUAUCCACUCUUCUCCUUGCUACCUCUGUACCUUCUGCUCGUGCCCAGGUCACCUGCGAGGAAGGAUGCUAUUCGAUAUCUGAUCAGUCGAAAGUGGGGGAGUGCUUGCAAAUGUGUUCAUCCCAUGGCCAGUCAUGUGAAGAUCGUUGCAUGAGGGAAGCAAGGUGGCCGCAGCAGCAAGAACAGUGCCUGAUAAUGUGCCGGCAGCAGGAGCAGGGACAUCACUUGCCGUGCCGUGAGCAAUGCAUCCGGAGUCCAGACCGAGAGAUGUGCGAAAGAGCUUGCCAGCAGCAGCAAGGUCAAGGAGGAGGGCGCCAGUGCCUGCAACAAUGUAAGAUGAUAACCAGAGAUCCGAGGGAGCGGCUACAGUGUGUAAGGACGUGCAUGCAGGGGCAGCAGCAGCAGCAGCAAGUUGAGCAGCAGUGCCGGCAACAUUGCCAAUCGGAGCGCGACCCAAUGAGACAGCAAGAGUGUCAGGAAUACUGUGUUGGGCAAAUGAUGCAGCAGGAAUACGAGCAGCAGUGCCGGUCGCGUUGCCAAUGGGAGCGCCCCCGGAGGGAGCAGCAGGAGCAGUGCCAGGAAGAGUGUACUGAGAAAAUAAGGCAGCUAGAGCAAUGCCAGGAAGGGUGCAAGAUGCGGGGGAAAUAUGGUCCACAGCAACAGGAAUGUCAAAGGAUGUGUAGGGAGCAGUUUGAACAAGGACAAGGAAUUAGAAUGGUAGCCUGA